AUGGGGUGGUUAAGCACGGUACUGCGGAAUGACCGGGUGGUGUUCACCUACCUGACCAUCAACGCUGUUGGAUGGUUCUUCGGCGUGCGAUACCUGCUCAAGAGAUGGCGAGACGACGCUGAGAUCAAGCCGGUGCAGCCCAAGACACAGUACAUCACCCAGGAGACCGAGGAUGCGCUCAAACUGACCACUCUUGACACCCUUCUCAACUACUACAACUACGCUAUCCGCGAGACAGCCGCCAAGAUUGUUUGCGACAGAGCUGCGAACGACAAGGAUACGGUGGAGAGAUUGCUCUGGGGAAUUACGCGCAAGGACUAUGAGGAGCGCACGAGAAAUUUACGGGCCCUCGCCAUCAUCACGGACUCUCAGAGCCUCGAAAGGCUCCAUAGGUGGAAAGCCUACGCUGCCCUCGUCAGGUCGCUGGAGUUGUCACUUGACCCGGAACAGGAGAAGCUCGAUUUCGACGACUGGGAUGAGUACAACUUGCGUGACAUGUCUGAAAAGUUGUGCCUGAUGUUCAUCAGCCAGUUGAUCAAUUGCUGCGAUGGUGUCGACAAACUUGUCAAAGCUAAGUUUGUCGAGAAAUGGUUGGCCAAACAAAAUUGGGGCAGCACACUGGAGGAACGACAACGGAACUUUGCGCUGUAUGUUCGCUCGAGAAACAACCAGCUCAACGACAUUAUCGCUGCGCUCCGCGCAUCUCGCUCUGGCCGCGAAGCGCUGGAAAAGGCCGGCCUCAUGCCACCAGCGUCGCCCGAAGACAGCGGCGCCGAGGACGGGCCCCCCCUGGUCGAACGAUUCAGUGUUGUGCUCCCAACGAAUGUCGACGUAAACAACCUGGGAGACUACGACCCUGCCAGACUCCUGUUCCGCUCCUUAGAAAACAUGCAGAACGCCGAGGACCGCCAAAUGAGGCAGCGACACCGUGAGGCCAUGGUUUUGAAUGACGGAACGCGGCCACUAAACAGCAGCGACAUCAUCCAGAGGAAUCUAGGUUCUCCUCGGUGA
Messenger RNA from Canariomyces notabilis, 1011 nucleotides. RefSeq lists its product as uncharacterized. Bases 1 to 1011 code for a protein of 336 amino acids. Lineage: Eukaryota; Fungi; Ascomycota; Sordariomycetes; Sordariales; Chaetomiaceae. The record is from RefSeq and is a predicted model, not a curated record. The transcript has 2 exons.